Messenger RNA from Caenorhabditis angaria, 823 nucleotides. Lineage: Eukaryota; Metazoa; Nematoda; Chromadorea; Rhabditida; Rhabditidae. The record is from the annotation of a GenBank genome assembly.
AUGAGCAACGCGUUCGUCAUUUUUUGUUGUAUUUUCUGUUCGAUGUUUGCUGUAAUUCAAGCAUCUCAUACUGCUCCAAAAAUUUAUAUUACUCAUAAUGGGGAAUCAAUAAAACCGGCGCAUAUUUAUGUUUAUGAAAGUGGUGAGUUUUGAACAAAUGUUUUCGAGGGAAAUUCGAAAUGUUUUUAAGUUUUAGAAAAACGAGUGGUUGAUUACAGAAUAAUUUUUGAGAACUCAAAAAAAUUUGUCUUUGAAACUAAUUACAAUAAUCGAAAAGUUUGCCACGUCAUAGGCAAAUUUUGAACCCUAGGAUUUCUGGAAUAAUUCUCUCUUGGGCAGUUCUUUUGAGAAUCCUUGUUGCAAGCAUCACCUCUCCAAGUAAACUAUCUCGGUUGUUUUAUCACUCUCUUAUCAAUUGAUGACUCAUUUAGGAAAUAAAAACGAAGUUUAUAUUAAUUUUCAGAAGGAGAUUCGAUAAAAGAAGUUGAAAAGAUAACAACAAAUGAGCACGGAUAUUUUCGAGCUCAUUUUCUUCGACAUUCGCCCGAAAAAGAAUUUGAGCUGACAAUAUUAUACAAAUGCGGAAAAAUCGAUUUUGUUAGUUGAUUUGAUCUAUUUUAAAUUGAUUUUUUAUCAGAAAAAAAUAUUGCAGAACUGCAACAAUCCUUGUUACAAAAUCACAAUUCUUUCAAGUGACUUCAAGUUUGAUCAAAAUCGUGAGGUUUGUUAUUUAAAAAAAAACUAAUUUUGAAUACUAGUAAAUUUUCAGGCGAUCAUAAACUUGGAAGAUGACAAACAUGAUCGAUAUAUGCUUUGUGUUUGA